CUGCGUUUCCCAGAGUGCAGCGGGGUGGCAAGGGAAGGCAGGGGGGAAGGGACAGUCGGUCGCAGACCGCGCUGGGUUGCCGCCGCUGCUGCCGCCAUCGUGCCAGCCCCUCGGGUCUCAACGAGGCCGGGUGACGCUCCAGAAUGGGAGACAAGCCAAUUUGGGAGCAGAUUGGAUCCAGCUUCAUUCAGCAUUACUACCAGUUAUUUGAUAAUGACAGAACUCAACUAGGCGCAAUUUAUAUUGAUGCGUCAUGCCUUACGUGGGAAGGACAGCAAUUCCAAGGGAAAGCUGCCAUUGUGGAGAAAUUGUCUAGCCUUCCAUUCCAGAAGAUCCAGCACAGCAUCACGGCGCAGGACCAUCAGCCCACACCGGACAGCUGCAUCAUCAGCAUGGUCGUGGGCCAGCUCAAGGCCGAUGAAGACCCCAUCAUGGGGUUCCACCAGAUGUUCCUAUUAAAGAACAUCAACGAUGCUUGGGUUUGCACCAAUGACAUGUUCAGGCUUGCCCUGCACAACUUUGGCUGACCUCCUCCCAGCCAGGCACUCAUGCUGUUUCCUCCUCCCUCCUCUUCCCGAUACUAUUCACACUCCUCCAGAUGCUCCAAAUAUCAUUCACAAACGAGCAGGGCCGCGGUGGGCGUGGGCGCAGUGCGCUGCUGCUACCGAGGUGUUGUGCAUGAUGUUUGGACGCUAGACUAGUUGCAUCUGACAGGAGAAGUUUGUGUUGUACCAGCGCAUGCCUUGGAAAGACUUAAGUAAUGCAAAAGGUUGUCUUUUUUUUUUUUUUUUUUUUUUAAUCUACUGACAAGUUGCUCUAGUAACCCAAAGAAGUGAAGGAGAAAGCAGCUGCCUCACCGCCCAGAUAUUGAUUUGUUCAGAUGUUUCAAUGCCUCAUGAUACAAUAAAACCACGAAAAUUUUCUUAACAGUUUAAAUUGUUUGAAUUAGUUGAAUAGUGGGCUGGGCAUCCAUAACUACCCUGCCUCAUUGGCUGUCUCAUGUCUCACCGUCCCACAUCUACGCCCACUCAGCAAUACCUGUUGUAAGGAAAAACACCGAAGCAGCACUCUGAGCUCAGGCAGCACUCUGAAGUCGCUUCUCUUAGAAGUCCUGUAGGGCACAGUGUUCCCUCCACCUGGUCUUGGAAAAGUGAGCUGCAGACAGGGAGAGCUCAGGUCUGAACGGAAGAUUCCCUUGAAGCCUUGGCAGUCAGUUCUGACGUUUCCUGUGACCUCUACACUGGAUAGGGUCAGGGCUCUAAUGACAGGUGAGAUAAUGCAGAAUCCCACCGAAGAUUGAAAAGCCUUGGCAAAAAUGGCCCAUUAGGUUCAGGCCCUCUGCACUGAGGGCUCAGCAGGACCAAGUGUGAGCAGGCAUUUGAGGGAGAAGGGCCUGUUCUAGCCACAGAAGGGUCAGUAUCACAUCCAGCAUGCCCUGUAAAUCCCAGGCCAAGCGGAGGGCAGCUCUUAUCCUGUACCAUCUGCUUUGGAUAUCACUGCCAGAACAGGAGUGCCUCAAACAGCCAGGCUCCAAUGCCCAGAGCCAGGCCUGGUUGGGCUGGAGUACAGAUUUAAAACUAUGAAAGAAAGCAUUCUGAGUUUGAGGGAUUCAGGUUGUAGGACAUCUCUAGGCCUUCUCCUAUUCCCUCCCUGACCACAAACACAACCUCACACUACUAUCCUCAAAUCCCAGGAAAUCUCCACUGUUGGGGCAGUUUCCCCUCCUUAGUUUUGGGGACAGACUUUGCCUAAUAUCAAUACAAAUCCAGCCCUUUAGCGCUGAGACUUUGGUGGUGUAAAACUGAUGGCAAAGUAGCAACCACAGACCAGAACCAAACCCAGGAUUUGGUCUGGUGCCCUUUUUGGGGUUUUAGGAUUGGUGAGGGCACCAGAGCUUUGCCUGACAUGCACAGCCCCCUUCCCUCCUGCACUCUGGAUGGAAGCCAGGAACUUCCUCAGACCCCCACUGGUAGCCUAGCUAUACUGGGCACUGGGCUGGAUGGUGUGCUGUUUGAAAUAACAGCAUACUCAGGAGGUUUCAGUGGGACUAGUUUCUUGGCUGCUUUGUAUUUGGGGGAUAGAGGUUGGGGAGAGAGGUAGAAAUCUGCUGCCUCUUAAACCACCCUGUAUAAAAUUUGCAAUACAGCUUUUCCAUGUACCUGUGCCUGAAAUGUCUGCAAUAAAGAAGUGUUUGUAAA
This is a messenger RNA of Budorcas taxicolor (takin), 2198 nucleotides long. RefSeq names its product nuclear transport factor 2 (gene NUTF2). Gene Ontology annotation, biological process: protein import into nucleus. The transcript has 5 exons. NCBI's taxonomy places the organism in Eukaryota, Metazoa, Chordata, Mammalia, Artiodactyla, Bovidae. Bases 144 to 527 code for a protein of 127 amino acids. Gene Ontology annotation, cellular component: nuclear pore central transport channel. The record is from RefSeq and is a predicted model, not a curated record.